CUAAGCCAGCUCAGCUUCACACCUGUGGAGCGUCACCUGGAGCUGUACUCACCAGGUUGGGUUCUGGUUCUGAAUCAGGAAUGAAGCAUGUGUUCCUCUCAUCCAGGUGAGCCCACCUGCUGCAGACCCAACAUGGCUUCUGAGGAGUCUCCUCCCGGUGAGGAGCAGGUGAAGAGGAGCAGCAGGAGGCAGCAGAAGAAGGUGGAGGACCGGACGUGGGCCGGUCACAGAGCGCUGCAGGCCGGCCGGCCGCAGGACGCGCUGCGCUGCUUCAAGCAGGCGCUGCASGCSGCUGCACAGCUGCAGGACUCGCGGGUUGUGCGCUCCUGCUCCUUCAACCUGGGCGCCGCCUACGUGGAGGCGGGCCGACCUCAGAGAGGACUGGACCUCCUGCGCCGGAACCGACCCGGUCCGAAAGCGGAACGGCUCCCAGACCUGCAGUUCAACACGGCGCUGGCCCACAAUGCACUGGGGCAGUACCAGGAGGCCGCCGCCCACUUCCUGCGGGCUGCUCAGCUUUACCGGUCGCAGGGAGACGGAGGGAGUGAGGGCGACGCCUGCAUGGAGCUGGGCCGCUGCUGCAGCAGAACCCAGGACUGGCCCCAGGCGGUGCAGAGUUUCCUCCGCGCAGCAGAGAGUUUUAAAAUGGCCUCCAUGUUGGAUUCUGCAGCCGCCGCCCUUAAAGAGGCAGGAAGUCACAUGGUCCAAUCAGAUCUGUCCAACCAUGAUGACAUCAGCAGCGUGCUGACAGAGUGUCUGCGUUUGAGCAGCAGUGUCGGCAACCCGAGCAUUCUGGGUGAGCUGUACCUGUCGGUGGGCGUGGCCUACUGCCGCAUCAGGUGCUUCCAGGAAGCGGUGGCCAGCCUCCGACGAGCCGUGGAGCCUGCAGCUCGCCGCCCCCCCCUGCUGGCCAAAGUGCUGCACAACCUGGGAGCGGCACUGAAUGCCGCGGGCGACUUCAGCUCGGCGUUGGAGUGGCACCGGCUGGCCGCGCAGCUCUACGGCUCUCAAGGUUGCCGUGGUGAUCAGGCUCGAUGUUUCAGUAACCUGGCCAUYGCGUCCAGUCACCUGGGGGAUGACCAGGAGGCUGCAGAGAGCUUCAUCCUGGCUCUACAGGGAUUCAGAGACACAGGCGACCGCCUGGCCGAGGUCCAGGUGUGUGAGCGUCUGGCUGAGUGUUACCUGAGGCAGGAGAAGCUGCAGAAAGCCGUUGAGCUCUACAAACAGGCUCUGAGCGCGCUCGCUCACUGUAAGGAGGAUGAAGGUGUUCAAGACCGGCUGGUGGAGCGUCUGACCUCAGCUCUGCAGCUCAGCCUGACUGUGACGCAGAGGCCACGCCCCAACAGGCCCCGCCCACAUCUAGCCCAGCCCCACAGCUCACCUGGUCACCAGGACGUCAGGUUCAGGAAGCUUGACGUGGCACGUCUGGCAGCCAAUCAGCAUUUAGAUGAGCAAAGGGCAGAGUCUCCAGGAGCAGAAGCUGAGAAGAUUAUUGAAACAAACUCUUUGUGUUUCAGUGAAGCUUCUUCACCUGAGCAGGUGGAUUCCCCCCCCACCUGCUCCGGUGAUCUCAGGAAGUCGGGUUCACCUGAGGCCAGUAGGAAGUCCCGCCUCUGUACUCUGAUGUAGCCUUCUGAUUGGACAGUGGACUGAUGAUGUCAGACAAUCAGGAUUAAGAUGUUUCAUCACAUGACCUUCAUGCAGCUCUGCAUCCAUCAUGGCUUCCUGCUGCAGAUUUAGCUCCCGGCACCCAGGUAACCUGGUAACCUGGUUACCAGGUUACCUGCUUACCUGGUAACCUGUCCCCCUUUUCCACUGGCUCUAAACGUCCCGCCUCGGCUGCUUUGUGAGCUUUUCCACCGGCCUUUUUCAAGACCAACCGGCUUUUAGUAAGGUCGGGCCGAGUCGGGUCGGGUUGCUGAAGUAGAGCCGACGGAAAAGAGGCCCAGGUAACCUGGUCAAACCCAGGUUACCAGGUUACCAGGUUACCUGGGUUUGAAUCUGGGAGUCAGAUAAAAAUGUUGUAUUUUGUAAUUCCCAGAGGAUUUUCUAAAAACUGGAAGCAGGCCGGCCACCAGGGGGCGCUGUGUUGUUGUUUUCCCCAUUACAGCUGCAGCAGCUGCAGACGGCGCCACCUAGCUGUCUGUUGCUGCCAUGUUGCUGAAAAUGUGCUAUAAAUAAAAUGACCUUAUAAUCAGCACAGAACAUUUAUAACCGAUUGAGUUUGUAAACAUUUCAAACGUUGGGAGAAAUUUGAUCUGAAACGUUUCACACUAAAUGGAGCAACUAUUCAUAAUAAACACUGGAUCAGAACCGGAACCAGGAGAGGUUCUGGUUCUGGUGGCGUCUGCAGCUUCCUGGACCCAGAUGGUUCUGAUGUUUAAUUCAUUCACACCUGAUGCUGCAGGAGGAAGACGAUGAGGAAGAG
This is a messenger RNA of Poecilia reticulata (guppy), 2428 nucleotides long. NCBI's taxonomy places the organism in Eukaryota, Metazoa, Chordata, Actinopteri, Cyprinodontiformes, Poeciliidae. The record is from RefSeq and is a predicted model, not a curated record.